UGCAUAGGAGGAAUGACGUUAUCAUCAGGAAGCUCCUCGAGACUUUCAUACUUUUGCAUGGUGAAUAGCGUCAAUUAAAACGCUUGCCUCAUAUAUAAAGGGAUUGUCGUAAUUAAUUUUUCAGCGUUAAGCAACCAAUAACUGUUAGAUGUAUACUGUUGAUAAUAUCAACCGAAUGUAAUAAAUGUAGACGUAGUAACGUUCCAUUUGUUAUCUUGUUGAUAAGUUCAAAAUGAUUGCAUUUAUAGUUACUUUAUAUAUACUCCAAUAGAUAUACAGUAAUUUUUGUAAAUAGCCAGGUUUAUGAAGUGUUAGUAUCCACAUAGAAGUGAUCAAAAUUUCAUAAAUUAUUAGUAAUAAUUAACAUUAUCUUUAUUAUAUUAUAAGUGUAGACUAGUUAAGACUGUAAUAAUGCAGUCUGUAAAAUGUGUUAUCGUAGGAGACGAGGCAGUUGGUAAGACAAGUUUACUUAUUACCUAUACAACAAAGAGAUUUCCACCUGUAAAUAUUCCUCCGCCAUUUGAAAACUAUACAAUGAAAAUAAUGGUCGAUGGCAAGUCAUUUAAGUUGGAUUUAUUUGACACAGAUGGAAAAGAAUGCUAUGAUAUGAUAAGGACCUUAAGUUAUCCUGAAACAGAUAUUGUUUUGAUCUGUUUUUCUGUUGUUUCUCCUUCAUCUUUUGAAAAUGUGAGAAUAAAAUGGCUUCCGGAAGUCACUCAUCACUGUCAGAAGACACCAUUCCUAUUGAUAGGGACAAAGAUCGAUCUCCGAGAUGAUGCUGCUACCAUAGAAAAGUUAGAUAAAAAUAAACAGAAGCCAAUAACUAUUGAACAAGGAGAGAAAUUAGCUGAAGAACUAAAGGCAGUGAAAUAUAUUGAAUGUUCUGCAUGGACUCAGAAAUACCUACUUUCAAUUCACAUACUUUGCACAAAAGAGAAGGGCCUCGCAAAGAUCUGCCGCCCGGAGCCUCGCAAUGGUUAA
Centruroides sculpturatus (bark scorpion) is the source of this 981-nucleotide messenger RNA. RefSeq names its product cdc42 homolog. The transcript is spliced from 4 exons. Gene Ontology annotation, biological process: small GTPase-mediated signal transduction. Gene Ontology annotation, molecular function: GTPase activity; GTP binding. The coding region runs from base 412 to 981 and encodes 189 amino acids. NCBI's taxonomy places the organism in Eukaryota, Metazoa, Arthropoda, Arachnida, Scorpiones, Buthidae. The record is from RefSeq and is a predicted model, not a curated record.